Messenger RNA from Sebastes umbrosus (honeycomb rockfish), 3000 nucleotides. RefSeq names its product glucosamine-6-phosphate isomerase 2. The transcript has 7 exons. Lineage: Eukaryota; Metazoa; Chordata; Actinopteri; Perciformes; Sebastidae. Bases 615 to 1442 code for a protein of 275 amino acids. Gene Ontology annotation, molecular function: identical protein binding; glucosamine-6-phosphate deaminase activity. The record is from RefSeq and is a predicted model, not a curated record. Gene Ontology annotation, biological process: N-acetylneuraminate catabolic process; carbohydrate metabolic process; N-acetylglucosamine catabolic process. Gene Ontology annotation, cellular component: cytoplasm.
AGUAGUUUCACAUUAGCUGGGUGACAUUAACCGACUAGUCGGCAUUAACUGUUCAUUCAACUAAACUAUGAACAUCCGUUCUUGGUGGUUUUGCUUCUCUUGCUAAAAACAUUAGCAGCUGACUCAUUUACCAGAGUCCUGCUGAUAGAAAACGUGAAGUAUCUGUCUCUGCCUCGGUAGUAACGUUAGAUAAUUAACCCGUAUUGAGGCUAACCUGUAUUAGAGAAGGUCUUUUAAACAAAUGAGUCAUUAUACUACAACAACAGCUCACGUUAGCGAAGAACACGUUCAGUUGGUAGUUUUAUGAAUGAGGUUUGGCGUGGUGUUGUCUCACACUGCUGCUCUAUUUCCUGUAAUAUAGUCAAGUCAAGUCAAGUCAAAUUAAUUUCUAUAGCACAUUUAAAACAACAUGAGCUGACCAAAGUGCUUUACAGACAUAUAGGCAGUAUAAAAACAGGUCAACAUUGCAGACAACUAAAUCUCACACAUCCACAGACAGAGACAAAGAUGAAAAUCCAUGAGUAAAAGACUGUUAUAAUGAACAUUAUAAAAGGCCUUUUAGUAAUCACAAUUCAAGUACAUUCAAAAGCCAAAGAAAAGAGUAAGCCAUUACAAUGAGGCUGUGCAUUCUGGACGAGUAUGACCUGGCCAGUGAGUGGGCAGCAAAGUACAUCCGCAACAGUAUCGUCAGGUUCAGUCCCUCCGCUGACAGAUACUUCACUCUGGGUUUACCUACAGGGAGCACUCCCUAUGGUUGCUACCAGAAGUUAAUAGAAUACUACAGAAGUGGAGACAUCUCAUUCAAAUAUGUGAAGACCUUCAACAUGGAUGAGUAUGUGGGUCUACCUCGGGCUCAUCCAGAGAGCUAUCACUCCUACAUGUGGAACAACUUCUUCAAGCACAUCGACAUUGAUCCAGCCAACGCUCACGUCCUGGAUGGAAACGCAGAGGACCUGGAGGCAGAGUGUCAGGCGUACGAGGUGAAGAUCGCAGAGGCUGGAGGAAUCGAGUUGUUCGUAGGAGGUAUUGGCCCUGAUGGUCACAUAGCGUUCAAUGAGCCAGGUUCCAGCCUGGUUUCCAGGACCAGAGUGAAAACCCUGGCUAAGGAUACCAUUGUGGCCAAUGCUCGUUUCUUUGGCAACGACCUCUCCAAGGUUCCCACCAUGGCUCUGACUGUGGGCGUAGGAACUGUCAUGGACGCCAAGGAGGUGAUGAUUCUGAUCACAGGAGCACACAAAGCCUUUGCUCUGUAUAAAGCCAUAGAGGAGGGAGUGAACCACAUGUGGACCGUAUCAGCAUUCCAGCAGCACCCGCGCACCAUCUUUGUCUGUGAUGAAGACGCCACCCUGGAGCUACGAGUCAAAACAGUGAAAUACUUCAAAGGUUUAAUGCACGUUCAUAAUAAACUGGUGGACCCAGUGCUCAGCAUAAAGGACCAGUAAAGGAAGAGAAGUGAAGAUAAGAUGGUCAGAUAUCCCUGCAACCAACACGAAUGGAGCGCCUUAUUACUCUGGUACCUUUUCUUUUCCUGAGCCACCGUUGAGCCAGUGUUUGGGAGACUGUCCUCACUCCAGCCUGAUAUUCAUGCACAUUGAACUGCCUUUGGAUAAUGUUAGAUAAUUAAUGAAAUGUAAAUGAUAUACGGGGAUAUUCCCUCUGACGUUCUUUGUUCAGCAGUUUACAUUUAGAGGGGGAGCACCAGUUGACUUUUUCUAAUAACUGCCGAUGGUCUUGGUUGCCCUUCAUUUUUGCUCGGUAUGAGAACUUUGAAGGUUUAGAUUUAAAGUCAAACAUUUAGUUUGAUGUAUGAAGUGAACCCAGACUGUCUCUGUGAAUGAAACAGUACUUUUCUUUAUGUUAGCUUUUUCAUCAAUGUUUCAUCCCUCAAAUUAGUGAUUGGAAAGAAGAAGCACAUACUGCGUGUUUAUUGGUAAUAUCUAUUAAAGCAAUAAGCAAUUAUGGAACUUACUUAACAUAAAUACAUGUCAUCAAAAGUGACCUUUGACUCUAGUCAAACUGAUGCUUUUGUAUAGUUUUUGCAUUUCUGUAUCCAAGGACUGUGAACACUGUGCUCCUUUCAGCAGCUCCUUGCUUCACUGAUGUCCACGCUACUAGCUGCCCAGCACACAGCAGGAUACUAAACAAGUCAAACACUCCGUUUAAUGUCACAGAAUAAUCUCAGCUCAAGGUCCACUUAUUAGCUUUGUGAGAACUUUUAACUGUAUCCUAGGGUCUUCAUCAGUGAUUGGAGUUUGUGACCUAAAUAUGAAACUUCAGUAACAUGAUAACAGGUGGGUGUUUAUGAGGGAGGUGGUAACCUCCGUGUCCCCAGUGUCAGAUGUGAAGGCCCUCCUUGAUAUUUCUCCAGCUGUCCACUGACUCCUGGUCCAUGACCUUUGACCUCUUCCCCAGUGGAUGCUGUGAGUGGUUCCAGUCUGGUGUUCUCAGACAGCUGAUCAGUCUGUUUGCGAUGUUCAUCCCGUCUCUGAAGACUGUGAGAUUGGGUUGAAAGCUCCAAAAAAAAAGCUAGUUUGUGAAUCUUGGAAUGAGAUUAUUUUGUCACAUCCUGAUCCCAAUGUAAUUUUUUAAGAAAUAUAUAUAUUUCUUUUUUAACAUUUUUUUUUUCAAAUGGGAUUCAAUGACAAUUGAUUAUUUUUCUGCACAUAGUGUAAGCAGCUUCACUGGUACUGUUGUCUAUCCAACCUCUAGACUACUGUCCUGUGCAUGCAAAGUGAUCAGUACUGUUUUAGUGUCAGACUGUGUGAAGUACACCUAGAGGACAUUUUUUACCUCAGUGACUCAAAUUACUGUUAAAGUUCUUGUCAAAUUCAACAGCAUCUGGAUUCAUGAUGCAUCUAUUCAUCAGUUCACUUGUUUUCUUUUACUCACUUUUCCUGUUCAUCAUGCUGUUACAGUUAUGACCUCUAGUCGGUGUUUGUGCACAUGUACUGUAGUUUUUUACUCUUCAUUUUCUAAUGACAGUAAAAAAAUUUGCUAAGA